CUCACGUCUGGCUAAUACUCGAGCCUUUCACAUCCGGUCGUCAUUUAUACCAUUAAAUCCGGUUCAUGUACACAAUGCCUACUCGCAUCACCGUAACCUCGCGUCCCAAAGACGCAUCUCUGAAUCCACCAGAUCAUUGGAUCGGCAACCCUCCCACUCAGUUCAAGAAUCCAUGGCCAUCAUUCCGGCAGAAGCACUCGCUGGAAAGCAUACUGCGCGUGCGAUUUGGCCGCGAUAGGAACUUUGUGCCAGUGCCUGAAGAUAAAAGCGAGCUCGUUCAGACCCAGAAUCCCGAUUGGGGGGCAGGAAAACAUGGCCUCAGAGUCACCUGGAUCGGACAUGCCAGCUUCUUCGUCGAGACAACACCUAGCCAGGAUCAGAAACGAGGUAUCCGAAUGCUCAUCGACCCCGUAUUUUGUCAAAGAAUGGGUCCAACAAGUUUUACUGGGCCAAAACGCUUCAUAGAUCCACCAUGCCGGCUAGGAGAUGUGCCUGAAGUAGAUGUUGUUUGCAUAAGCCACAAUCACUACGACCAUCUGGACUUGGAUGCGAUCAAUACUCUCUACUUUGACAAGCGACGGGCGCAACCCCUGCAUUUCGUUUGUGGACUGGGCACUAAGACCUGGUUUGUCAGCUGCGGUAUCCAAGAAGAGCAUGUCACGGAGAUGGACUGGUGGGAUGAGGCUGAGGUUGUCGUCGAAGCCGUGGGAUCUCUUAAACUUGUAUGCACACCCAGUCAACACUCAAGUAGACGAAGCGCUUGGGAUGACUGCAAAAUGCUGUGGUGCUCGUUUGUUAUCGAGGAUCUCGGCUCAACACCGAGCAAAAGGCUCUAUUUCGCCGGAGACACAGGCUACCGCUCUAUUACAGAAGACGACAUUGCCACAGGAAAGGACAUAAGCCAACUACCACGAUGCCCUGUGUUUGCGGAUAUAGGUGCGAAAUACGGGCCAUUCGACUUGGCGCUCUUGCCUAUUGGUUGCUACAAUCCGCGAACCUUUAUGUCUGGGGACCACUGCUCGCCCGAGGACUCUAUAGAGAUCCACGUGGAUAUCAAGAGCAAGAAGAGCUUGGGUAUGCAUUAUGGCACUGUGAGAGGAGGACUCAGUGCCCAAUACGAAGAUGUGCGGGAACCACCAAAGGCAUGGAAGGAGGCGUGUGAAAAACGCGGGCUUAGGUGGGAUGAGGAGAUCUUUCUAUGCAACAUCGGUGAGACGGUUAUAAUUGAGUAAGUAGAAUUAUAGUGCGACUAUUUCGUAUAUUUUCCUCCGUCUCAUCCUUUCAAAAGCUCGUGCCCUUACAUCUCUCUAUCUUUAACAUACCUACCGGCGCUACCGCUAGGAAGUACCUUCUUUCUUGUGUGAUUUACGUAAUACUAUCAG
Messenger RNA from Ilyonectria robusta, 1382 nucleotides. RefSeq names its product N-acyl-phosphatidylethanolamine-hydrolyzing phospholipase D. The transcript has a single exon. Bases 66 to 1232 code for a protein of 388 amino acids. The record is from RefSeq and is a predicted model, not a curated record. Lineage: Eukaryota; Fungi; Ascomycota; Sordariomycetes; Hypocreales; Nectriaceae. Gene Ontology annotation, biological process: N-acylphosphatidylethanolamine metabolic process; N-acylethanolamine metabolic process. Gene Ontology annotation, molecular function: zinc ion binding; N-acylphosphatidylethanolamine-specific phospholipase D activity. Gene Ontology annotation, cellular component: membrane-bounded organelle; cytoplasm.